Messenger RNA from Pararge aegeria (speckled wood butterfly), 602 nucleotides. Its product is annotated as chorion class A protein Ld2/Ld41-like. The record is from RefSeq and is a predicted model, not a curated record. The transcript is spliced from 2 exons. The coding region runs from base 2 to 490 and encodes 162 amino acids. Gene Ontology annotation, molecular function: structural constituent of egg chorion. Gene Ontology annotation, cellular component: egg chorion. NCBI's taxonomy places the organism in Eukaryota, Metazoa, Arthropoda, Insecta, Lepidoptera, Nymphalidae. Gene Ontology annotation, biological process: multicellular organism development; chorion-containing eggshell formation.
AAUGAUUAUAGAAAUCAAUAUUCUACGCUUGGCAUCCUCAAGUACAAACAUGUCCUCCUUUGCUUUUCUUUUACUUUGCGUCCAAGCUUGCUUGGUACAGAAUGUAUUCAGUCAGUGCCUCGGUGCAGGACCAAUUGGCUACGGCCCAGGCAUCGCCAACGCAGCUGGCCUAGCUCCAGGUCUAGGACCAUACGGCUAUGGUGCUGGGCUGGCCGCUGCACCAUUCGGUGUGGCACCAAUGGCUGUUGAGCUCGGUGGGCUGGGAGCAGGCUUGGCUCCGGCGGCUAUAGAACUCGGCGCGUACGGUGGAGCCGGCGUCGGUGACGUAGCAGUUGCUGGUGAGAUGCCAGUUGCUGGCACCACCCUCGUCGCUGGACAGGUGCCUAUCCUUGGCGCUGUGCGAUUCGCUGGUGAUCUGCCAGCCGCUGGUACUGUCAGCAUCUCUGGCAGUUGCGGAUGCGGAUGCAACCGAGGACCUCUCUACUACUAAGCAAAUAAAAUACUGUAGGUACACAAAACAAAUUUCAAUAUAAAAUGUUACUUUAUUUUAAUGUUGUUAGAAACUGUUUAUAAAUGUAUUAAAGAAUAUUGAGUGGAGUAAA